Ustilaginoidea virens is the source of this 2529-nucleotide messenger RNA. RefSeq lists its product as uncharacterized. The transcript has 5 exons. The record is from RefSeq and is a predicted model, not a curated record. NCBI's taxonomy places the organism in Eukaryota, Fungi, Ascomycota, Sordariomycetes, Hypocreales, Clavicipitaceae. Gene Ontology annotation, cellular component: urease complex. The coding region runs from base 1 to 2529 and encodes 842 amino acids. Gene Ontology annotation, biological process: urea catabolic process. Gene Ontology annotation, molecular function: nickel cation binding; urease activity.
AUGCACCUUUCGCCCAAAGAACUCGAUAAGCUUGUCAUCUCCGAGCUUGGUCUUCUAGCUCAGCGAAGACUCGCGCGAGGCGUUCGUCUGAACCAUUCUGAAGCCACGGCCCUCAUUGCGAAUAAUCUCCACGAGCUUAUCCGCGAUGGCAACCACACCGUCUCGGAUCUCAUGAAACUCGGCGCCACCAUGCUGGGUCGCCGUCACGUACUGCCGGCCGUGUGUGCGACCCUUCGCGAGAUCCAGGUAGAGGGGACUUUCCCCAUGGGAACGUAUCUCGUGACCGUCCAUAAUCCCAUCGCCACCGACGACGGCGACCUCCGUCGCGCCUUGUACGGCAGUUUCCUCCCCAUACCGGACAAUGAGGCUUUCCCGUUGCCCCCAGACUCGGAAUACCUCGUGCACAAGCAGCCCGGCGCCGUCGUGGCCGUCAAGGGCAUGCUUGCGCUGAACCAGAACCGCAAGAGGAUACGCCUCAGGGUGACGAGCAAGGGCGACCGUCCCAUCCAGGUAGGCUCGCACUACCACUUCAUCGAGGCCAAUCCGCAGCUUGAAUUCGACCGCGAGAGGUCGUACGGGUACCGCCUCGACAUCGCCGCCGGCACGUCGGUGCGCUUUGAGCCUGGAGACAGCAAGACGGUGACGCUCGUGGAAAUCGGAGGCGGAAGGGUCAUUCGAGGGGGCAACAACGUGGCCUCUGGCCUGGUCGAGCUCGGGCGCGCCAAGGAGAUUGUUUCCAACCUGCAGGCGGCCGGGUUUGCCCAUGUCGCCGAGGUCCGGGGCUCGCGGCUGGAUGCCAGAGGCGACGGCGCUCACAUCGACGUGCUCCAGAUGGACCGGGCCGCCUACGCGACCAUGUUCGGACCCACGACUGGCGACCUGGUGCGCCUGGGGAACACGGAGCUCUGGAUCGAGGUCGAGCGCGACAUGACCUCUUACGGGGACGAGUGCAAGUUUGGCGGCGGCAAGACGCUGCGGGAAGGCAUGGGCCAGGCUGCCGGCCGGUCCGACGCCGAGUCGCUGGACACGGUGGUGACGAAUGCCCUCAUCGUGGACUGGUCCGGCAUCUACAAGGCGGACAUUGGCGUCAAGGACGGCAUCAUCGUCGGCAUCGGCAAAGCGGGCAGCCCCGACUUCAUGGAUGGGGUGACGCCGAACAUGGUGGUGGGCAGUUGCACCGACGUGGUGGCUGGCGAGGGCAAGAUUAUCACGGCUGGCGGCAUUGACUCGCAUAUCCAUUACAUUUGCCCCCAGCAGGCAAACGAGGCCUUGGCGUCGGGAAUAACCACCUUUCUGGGCGGCGGAACGGGUCCGAGCGCCGGCUCCAAGGCCACCACCUGCACCCCCGGCAAGAACCACAUUCGCCAGAUGCUCCAAGCCUGCGACGCCCUCCCCCUCAACGUCGGCCUCACAGGCAAAGGGUGCGACUCGUCGACCGACGCGCUCCGCGAGCAGAUUGCGGCCGGGGCAUGCGGCCUCAAGAUCCACGAGGACUGGGGCGCCACCCCGGCCGCCAUCGACUCGUGCCUCGCCGUCUGCGACGAGCUCGACGUCCAGUGCUGCAUCCACACCGACACGCUCAACGAGUCGGGCUUUGUCGAGCAGACGACGGCCGCCUUCAAGGGCCGCACCAUCCACACGUACCACACCGAGGGGGCCGGCGGCGGCCACGCCCCGGACAUCAUCUCCGUCGUGGAGCUCCCCAACGUGCUGCCGGCCUCGACCAACCCCACCCGCCCGUUCACCAGGAACACGCUGGACGAGCACCUCGACAUGCUCAUGGUGUGCCACCACCUGUCGAGGGACAUCCCCGAGGACGUGGCCUUUGCCGAGUCGCGCAUCCGCGCCGAGACGAUUGCCGCCGAGGACGUGCUCCAGGACAUGGGCGCCAUCAGCAUCAUGAGCUCCGACUCCCAGGCCAUGGGGCGCUGCGGCGAGGUCGUCCUGCGGACGUGGAACACGGCGCACAAGAACAGGCUCCAGCGGGGGAGGCUGCCCGAGGACGAGGGCACGCGGGCGGACAACUUCCGCGUGAGGCGGUACGUGAGCAAGUACACCAUCAACCCGGCCCUGGCGCAGGGCUUCGCGCACCUGGUGGGCAGCGUCGAGGUGGGCAAGCUGGCCGACCUGGUGGUGUGGGAUCCCGCGUGGUUCGGCACGAAGCCGUCCAUGGUGCUCAAGGCCGGCUUGAUUGCGUGGGCGCAAAUGGGCGACGCAAACGGCUCCAUCCCCACCGUCCAGCCGACCGUCGGCCGGCCCAUGUACGCGCCUCUGGUGCCGUCGUCCAAGGUGCUCUUCGUCUCGCAGGCCUGCGUGUCCUCGGGCGCAGCGGCGUCGUACGGCCUGCGCAGCCGGGUCGAAGCCGUCCGCAACUGCAGAGGCAUCGGCAAGAAGGACAUGCGGCUCAACGACGCGACGCCCAAGAUGAAGGUCGAUCCGGAGACGUACGUCGUCGAGGCGGACGGCAAGGUGUGCGCUGCCGAGCCCGCCGACGAGCUGCCGCUUGCUCAGACCUGGUAUAUAUACUGA